AACCGCUUCUCUCCAGCGAGCUCUUCCAUCGCCUUCCCAUCAUGUAUGCCAGCAGAAUUGAGGUUCCCCGGAGGGGGCGAUCCUUCGACUCUGUGAACACCAGCUUCGAUGAGAAUCAGCUCAACAACGCGGAAAAACAUGUGAACCUGGUGCACAUAGAAUCUCGAAAAUCCAGAAGACAAAAUUCGGAGUUUGAGAUCUUUGUGGAUUGUGACAGCAACAGGGAACAGCUAGAUGAGAUCUUCCAUCUCUUGAAAUCCCAUGUCAGUGUUGUAUCUGUGAAUCCAACAGACAAUUUCACCGUACAGGAAGAUGAUAUGGAAAAUAUUCCCUGGUUCCCUAAGAAGAUCUCAGAUUUGGAUAAAUGUGCAAAUCGUGUUCUGAUGUACGGUUCUGACCUGGACGCGGAUCAUCCAGGUUUCAAAGACAAUGUUUAUCGCAAGAGACGGAAAUAUUUUGCAGACCUGGCUAUGAACUACAAACAUGGUGACCCAAUUCCAAAAGUCGAAUUCACUGAGGAGGAGAUCAGGACUUGGGGCACUGUAUUCCGAGAGCUGAAUAAACUCUACCCAACCCAUGCUUGCAGAGAAUAUCUUAAAAACCUACCUUUGCUAACCAACUACUGUGGGUACCGAGAAGACAACAUACCCCAGCUAGAGGAUGUUUCACGUUUUCUAAAAGAGCGUACUGGAUUUACUAUCCGUCCCGUUGCUGGAUACCUGUCACCCAGAGAUUUCUUGGCAGGUUUAGCUUUCAGAGUAUUUCACUGCACUCAGUAUGUUAGGCACAGUUCAGACCCUCUCUACACACCAGAACCUGAUACCUGUCAUGAGCUUUUGGGCCAUGUCCCUCUUUUAGCUGAACCCAGUUUUGCCCAAUUCUCUCAGGAAAUUGGCAUGGUAUCGCUUGGAGCAUCUGAUGAAGCUGUUCAGAAGCUGGCAACUUGCUACUUUUUCACAGUAGAGUUUGGGUUAUGUAAGCAAGAAGGCCGGUUAAGAGCCUAUGGAGCUGGUUUACUCUCAUCUAUCAGUGAACUGAAGCAUGCACUGUCUGGAAGUGCCAAAGUGAAGCCCUUUGAUCCCAGUGUCACCUGCAAGCAAGAAUGUAUGAUUACGACAUUCCAGGAAGUUUACUUCAUUUCUGAAAGCUUUGAAGAUGCAAAAGAAAAGAUGAGAGAGUUUGCAAAGACAAUCAAGCGUCCUUUUGGAAUGAAUUAUAACCCAUAUACACAAAGUGUUCAGAUCUUGAAAGACACAAGGAGCAUUGCUAAUGUGGUGAAUGAACUACGUCAUGAACUGGACAUUGUCAGUGAUGCCCUCAACAAGAUGGGAAAGCAGCUGGGAAUCUAACCUCUCCAGUGACCAUCAGCCACUCUACACUCAGCGCCUAUGGAUUGUGUCCCAUUCUAGGCAUGACAAUACUCUCUGUGUGCUUUAUGCAGAAUGCCACUUUCUGAAAACCAAAGGAUGAAUCAAAGGGAAAGAUUUUGUUCUUAAUUAUGGACCCCUGUAAACUAUACCAAUAUUUACAUGCUGUUUUUCCCUUUCUCUUUUUAUGGACCCCCACUCACUCAACAAUUUGGAAGGAAAGCAGAUUCACUUUACCUUGAAACAGUUAACAUAGGAUCUUAGGAAUUGCUACAACAAAAUACAUGAAUAGUCCAUGUAGUCCAAUGAGGGCUAGUACUAGCCAUUACUGAAGAAUGGAUCCCACAAACCAGGGAUGAGGACCUGUGGCCCACUAAAUGUUUGGACUCCAACUGCCAUAAUCCCUGACCAUUGGCCAUUCUGCUGGGGCUGAUGGGAGUGGGAGUCCGAGCAACACCUGGAGGGCCACAAGUUCCCCAUCCCUGUCUCAGACCAUGUAUGUGCCACUAUGUUUUAAGAAGGUGUUCCACCUUGCAUUCAAGAAGGAUGCUAUAUCAGUGUUGGCUCAUUCCAUUAUACUCUCAUUUGGUUACCUGACCUGGCUGCAUGUGAGUAUAAUGGGGAAAGCUGGGGAACUGAAACUAGUAUGGUAUCUUUAUACUACCAUGCAAAAUGCAUUCCUUUAUGUGUGUUUCCUUAUAAGCAAGUAUAUCUGUAUCUUCGACUUCUUACAUAUAUUCAUCACUUGUUGAUAUGUAAGAUCAAGUGAUGGUUUGCAUGUGUGAUUCAGCUAUUUCUCUUAAUUAUCCUAGGUAGAAAUUCAAUAUUGCCUGAUGAAAAUUUCAUCCUAUAUCUAUAUUUUUGUAAGCCUCUAACUGUUACACUGCAGUUUGCUUUGCCACAGACAGGUGGCGCUGCAAACUGUAGCAUGAUUGGGCCAUGCUGAGCUCAAGGCUGUGCAGUGGUGGGGAAGGAAGGAAGGUUGGUGGAUGGGCAACCAGACAAGACCAAGUGGCAGAGCGGGCAGUGGCAGGAGUAGGUGGUCACAAUGGCCACCUAUUCAGCAAGGCUUCCCUUUCCUCCAGCCUGGGAGAGCCUGCAAGAUCAGACAGGGAGGGGGGAGAUGCCUUGGUGACCUGGGGGAGGGGUGGCAUGUGAAGCAUGCAGGGGCAAAGCCCCUAGUAAACACUAUAUUUGUCAAUUUGGGUGAGUGCUUUCACAUGUUGCAUAAUCUAGUAUAUGUUGGUAUGACCUAGCCUUUAGGGACAAUGUUAUGUGAGAACCAUCUUUAAGACCUGCAAACCUAAGUUUGUGGUCAAUAGCAGGCUUAGGCAUUUCACACAACUGGAUCAAAAGUGUCAAAAUGUUGCAAUCGAUCCUUUCAAAUUUAACCUAUGUAUAAGUUAGCUUAGAGAUAGAUGUUGUAUUAGUACUGGGGCUCUUUGAGUCCAUAUUAGUGAAAUCCGUUAAGAUGUAAACAAUGAGAGACCUCUCCAAGGAUAAGGUGAUAAUGGGCUGGCAACUCUCACUCUUAUUUAGAGUCCAAGUUUGAAGGGGGUAAAUGACAAGGUGCUAGUUGGUAAAAAAACAACCCAGCUAUAUGUUUACUUGGCAAUAGCAGCUCAAUCUGGGAAGCCACCUCUAUUUUAAAUUUCCUGCAAUGCCUUUGAGCAACACUAUGUGGGAUGCUCUGGGAAUUGUAAGAAAUUUUAAAUGGUGGGUGGCUUCCCAGCUGUUGGCAUUAGAGGGGCUGGCUGAACAAAGGGGGCAUCAACUUGCCCUUCAACCUGAGGAUGCUAGGUGCUGAUGUCAGCCCUGGCAAGUCAGAGACUUGCAGCCUCAUAGAACUAAUUACCCACAGGCUCCCGAAGAAUACACCUCUUCUUAAGAACUGAUAUAUUGAUCCUACCCAUCUUAUGCAACUGCUUGCAAUAUAUGUAAUCCAACAGCAUUAAUGUGGAAGAAUUAUACUCUAUAGUAGAGCAUGUGCUUUGCAUGCAGAUGAUUCAAGGUUCAGUCCUCAGCAUCUCCAGGAAGGGCUGGGAAUGUCACUUGUCUGAAACCAUGGAGCGCCACUGCCAGUCACUGACAUUACUGAGCUAGAUGGAACAAUGGCCUAACUCUGUGUAAGGCAAUGUCCUUUAUAACAUAUGUAGUUCAAAGUACUCCUCGAUCCAGCAUUGUCACUGGAGGCUCAGGUGGCCUCAGUGGCUAGGAGUGCCUAUUUCCAGCUCCGGCUGGCUCACCAGCUACAGCCCCUUUUGGGCAGCGAUGACUUGGCCACAGUACUCCAUCCUCUGGUAACUUCCAGAGUGGAUUAUUGCAAUGCGCUCGCUGUACAUGGGGCUGCCCUUGAAGACGACUUGGAAACUUCAACUGGUCCAAAAUGCAGUGGCCAGAUCACUGGCUGGGGUUGCUUUAGAACUCAUGUAACUCCUGUUCUAAAAUGGUUGCAUUGGUUGCCUGUUUGUUUCCAGGCUCAAUUCAAGGUGCUCAUGUUAGAUUUAAAGCCCUAAAUGACUUAGGCCCCAAAUAUCAAAGAAACCAUCUCCUUUCCCACAGACCUUCUCAGGUGCUAAGAUCAGCAAAGGGGGCCUUCUUGGUAGUUCCACCACUGUCAGAAGUUCAGGGGAUGGUGGCCUGGGAGAGAGCUUUCUUGUGAUAGCCCCUAAAUUGUGGAAUUUCCUCCCUACAGAGGUGCGUCUGGCACCUUUGCUGUACAGUUUUCAGCAAAUGCUAAAGACACUCCUCUUUACCCUGGCCUUUGGCUCCUCAGAUGUUUGUUUUCAGAACCCACCCUAUUCUUGCAAAUGAAAUGUGUUUUAAUUCUUUUUAAUAUUGUAUUUUAGGUUUUGUAACCCUCCCUGGGACCUGAUGGUGAAGGGCGGGCAAUAAAUAUAAAUAAUAAUAGCUCCUUAAGUUAGGUUAUCUUGGGGUACAAGUCUAUAUUUUUGGAUGAAGAAAAAAUACCCACCCUGAAAGGCCAUUAUUGAUCUGAACAUCAUACAUGGGAGAGGAGGAAGUUCAUGGUUUCCUACUAACUGUAGGUGUAAAGGAUAAUAAUAUGCACAACAACACUAUUGUGAUGCCCUCCAGAUGUUGUUGGACUACAACUCUCAUCAGCCCCAGCCAACUAUCUGGAUGGAAUCAUGCUGGCCACCCCUCCUCUAGAGACUGCAUGACCAACUUAUAGUUAUAGUAACAACAAAAGCAAAAUGAGCCCAAAUGAGCAGACACUAAUUUUGAAAAGUAUUCUUGGCCUUAUGCAUCAGAUAACCUACACCUCUAAAGUCACGUUUUAGUCAGAUUUGGACAGAACUUGUGAUAAGGCAAGGCUGUGUAAGUUAUGAGGAGUUAAAGCUAUGUCAAAGGGGUAGAGGUUGGAGUGGCUGCAUAGCCACAGGAGGGUCUUGCUGUAGGGCAGAGGAGUCUAUGCUUGUGGUCUGCUCUAGGAUCCAAAUAGUUCUCAAGAUACCAGGAGACAGAAGCCUGUUUUAAAAUCUUUGUUCUUUAUCUCCUUCUUGAUCUGCCUUCGUAUCUAAGCAAACUUUGCUUGUGUCUUAAAUUACAUUUGGAAUUAGUUUUUUUAGGAAUUUGAAGCUUAACAAUAAAUAAUCACAGUUGAAACAAGCAGAAAUAAUGGAUCAGAUUUUCUGUGCUUCUCAAAGAGUAGCAUUUCUUAAAAACAACUGGAUUCUAUUGUAUGUGUUUUUAUUAGAUA
Messenger RNA from Rhineura floridana, 5088 nucleotides. RefSeq names its product tryptophan hydroxylase 1 (gene TPH1). Gene Ontology annotation, molecular function: iron ion binding; tryptophan 5-monooxygenase activity. The transcript has 10 exons. Gene Ontology annotation, biological process: serotonin biosynthetic process; aromatic amino acid metabolic process. Gene Ontology annotation, cellular component: neuron projection. Lineage: Eukaryota; Metazoa; Chordata; Lepidosauria; Squamata; Rhineuridae. Bases 42 to 1349 code for a protein of 435 amino acids. The record is from RefSeq and is a predicted model, not a curated record.